AUGAAUAAGGGGAGUAAGAACAAAAAGGCGUAUGAAAACAGGCGAAAUGAGACGAGCGAUUUAGAAAAUAUACGAAACAAGUUGGAAGAUCUGAAAAGUAAAACAGAAGUGAAGACAGACGAAAGGAUAGAAAUUGAGAAGAAAAAUGUGGACCCAUUUAGUGAUCUUAAAGUACACAUUUUAAAUGUCCUUGAUGAAACCAGAAAAUGCAUAAGGGAAAAGGAAAGCUUACAAAAUGUGCAUGGGAAUAACAUCGAGGUGAUAAAAAGGGGUAACAUUAUAUAUAACAAUAUGAAAAAUUUGGAUACGUACUUUUUAAAGUUAGAAGAAAUCCUAAGAAAGCAGGAGAAGAAAAAAUAUACCUACAGCAAGGAAGAACUAUAUGAUAAAAAUGAAACCUUCCAGUUGUUAAAAAAGCAAAUUUAUGAAUGCAAGAAGUUGAGCAAUUAUGACCACAUUAAGGAUACUUGUGUUAUGGACUUUUCCGAUUUCAAAAAUAAGCAGCAGGUGGAAAGAAAAGAAACGAGCAACAACAUUGACGAUGAAGAUGACAUGGUCAUAAUAAACAGGUGGAAAGAAAGAGAUAAAAGAUUUAACCAGGAAAUUUUGAAAAUCGGAGAAGUCAUAGAUCGAAUAGGAGCCAAUGCCGUUUUUAUAACGAACAAGGCGGACGAACAAAACGAAAUAAUCCUAGAUUUACAGGACCACACUGAUAAGACGCAAAAUAAUGUGAAAGAAGUUAAUGUGGAAAUUAAGAAAGUCAUGAAAAAGCAUUCGCAGACGACCUGGUGUUGCAGAAUUUCCCUCGUCAUUAUUUUAAUUAUAUUGGUGAUGAUAACUUCGAAUGUUAUUUCGAAUAGAUUUAUUAAAACGUUGUGA
Messenger RNA from Plasmodium fragile, 879 nucleotides. RefSeq lists its product as uncharacterized. The record is from RefSeq and is a predicted model, not a curated record. NCBI's taxonomy places the organism in Eukaryota, Apicomplexa, Aconoidasida, Haemosporida, Plasmodiidae. The transcript is spliced from 2 exons. The coding region runs from base 1 to 879 and encodes 292 amino acids.